Messenger RNA from Ochotona curzoniae (black-lipped pika), 535 nucleotides. RefSeq names its product MAPK regulated corepressor interacting protein 2 (gene MCRIP2). The transcript is spliced from 5 exons. NCBI's taxonomy places the organism in Eukaryota, Metazoa, Chordata, Mammalia, Lagomorpha, Ochotonidae. The record is from RefSeq and is a predicted model, not a curated record. The coding region runs from base 35 to 496 and encodes 153 amino acids.
UGGCCGCGGGCGUGCGGGCGCCCACUCCGCCGCCAUGUACACCAUCAGCAAGGGGCCCAGCAAGCUGGUGGCGCAGCGCCGCACAGGGCCCCCGCAGCAGCAGGUGGACGGCCGCCUCGGCGAGCUCCUGAAAUGCCGGCCGCCCUGCGCGCCCCUGCCCAGCGGGCCACGGCCCGGGCGCGGGGGGCGGCCUGCCCACUGCCUGCUGCCCUUCCUCCACAGCGCGGGGCCCAGGCUCGUGUUCCAGCGGGUGGCCGGCCGGCGGGCCCCGGGCGAGGGCGGCCAGGAGCCCUACACGCCGGCGCACCAGGAGAACGUGCGCUUCGUGUCCGAAGCCUGGCAGCAGGUGCAGCGGCAGCUGGCCGGCGAGCGCGGCCCGAGGCCCGUGCAGUACGUGGAGAGGAGCCCCAACCCGCGGCUGCAGGGCUUCGUGCCCAUCGACCUGGACGAGUGGUGGGCUCAGCAGUUCCUGGCCCGGGUCACCAGCUGCUCCUAGCCGCGGCGGGACAAGCCGCCCGUGCCAGCCACACCGCAA